GACAUCAUUCCACUACGAGCAGGCUGCUGGAGAAGAGGCGGUUCAGAAUGGCUCCAAAAAGAAAACAAACACAGACAUUAAAAAAUCAAAAAAUAUUUAAAGCAAGUGAAGAAUCUACAAUUCCAAGGCAAAAGGAUUCUGACACUAGCAAAUACUUCCUAAAUGAGAAAAUUCGCCUUUCAUCUGACUUUUAUGAAAAGCCCUGCAUUGAUCUGGCUAAAUCUUUCUUAGGGCAGAUUUUGGUUCGUACGCUGCCAGAUGGAUCAGAACUUCGUGGCAGGAUUGUUGAGACAGAGUCCUAUUUAGGAGGUGAAGAUGAAGCUUCACAUUCCAGAGGCGGCAAGCGGACAGAGAGAAAUAUUGCAAUGUACAUGAAACCUGGGACGAUUUAUUAUGUGUAUCAGAUUUAUGGUGUAUACUUCUGUAUGAAUGUUUCCAGUAAAGGAGAUGGUGCAGCAGUUCUUUUAAGAUCUCUAGAGCCUAUAGAAGGCCUUAAUGAAAUGAGAAGCUUUCGAAGUAAUCGAAGAAAUGCAUUAAAGCCAUUGAAAGACAAAGAGCUUUGUAAUGGACCCUCAAAACUCUGUCAGGCUUUGGAUAUUGAUAAGAGUUUCGACCGCCGAGAUCUAUCCAGUGACCUGAAUGCAUGGUUGGAGGAGGGGUCAGAAGUCAUGGAAAAAGACAUUGUAUCUUGCGCACGGAUUGGGAUUGGUUAUGCAGGAGAGUGGACACACAAAGCUCUGCGUUUUUAUAUUAAAGGCAACCAGUAUGUUAGUGUGCGAGAUAAAACUGCAGAGGGUGGUAUGGAGUUUGUCCAUACAAAUGUACUUGAAGAUAACAAGUGA
Molecule: messenger RNA, 842 nt
Organism: Staurois parvus
Lineage: Eukaryota; Metazoa; Chordata; Amphibia; Anura; Ranidae
Source: the annotation of a GenBank genome assembly